Molecule: messenger RNA, 1683 nt
Organism: Gamsiella multidivaricata
Lineage: Eukaryota; Fungi; Mortierellomycota; Mortierellomycetes; Mortierellales; Mortierellaceae
Product: Tubulin/FtsZ, GTPase domain-containing protein
Exons: 6
Coding region: 202-1548 (448 amino acids)
Biological process (GO): mitotic cell cycle; microtubule cytoskeleton organization; nuclear migration by microtubule mediated pushing forces
Cellular component (GO): cytoplasm; microtubule; nucleus
Molecular function (GO): structural constituent of cytoskeleton; GTP binding
Source: RefSeq, a predicted model, not a curated record
CCGCGUGUGCUUGCCUUCCCAUUCGUUCGAGCGGUAAAUAAAAAGGUUGAGCGCUGUUGUGUUUCGCUUUUCUCUUCAUCGGUUCCUUCAGUCCCCUAACACGACUCCAACAGACCGGCUCCCCUAUUCUCUCUUACCCCACCACACACACACACUCACUCACUCACACACCUCCUCCAAUCUUUUUAAUCCUUUAUCAACAUGCGUGAAGUUAUCAGCAUCCACGUCGGACAGGCCGGUAUCCAAAUCGGUAACGCCUGCUGGGAGCUCUAUUGCUUGGAGCACGGCAUCUCUCCCGAUGGUACCGUUGCCUCGGACAAGCAGUCGUCCCAGUUUGAUUCCUCCUCGAGCACCUUUUUCUCUGAGACCGGCGCCGGCAAGCACGUUCCCCGUGCCAUCUUUGUCGAUCUCGAAGAGACCGUCGUUGACGAGGUCAGACGCGGCACGUACCGCAGCCUCUUCCACCCCGAGCAGUUGAUCAGCGGAAAGGAGGAUGCCGCCAACAACUAUGCCCGUGGUCACUACACCAUCGGCAAGGAGCUCGUCGAUGGAGUCCUGGACCGCGUUCGCAAGCUCUCUGAUGCCUGCACGGGCCUUCAGGGCUUCCUUGUCUUUCACUCGUUCGGUGGUGGCACGGGAUCUGGUUUCGGUGCCUUGCUCUUGGAGCGCCUCUCUGUCGAUUACGGCAAGAAGUCUAAGCUCGAGUUCGCCGUCUACCCCGCCCCUGAGAUGGCCACCUCUGUUGUGGAGCCCUACAACUCGAUCUUGACUACCCACACCACCCUCGAGCACACCGACUGCGCCUUCAUGGUUGAUAAUGAGGCCAUCUACGACAUCUGCCGCAAGAACCUGGAUGUUGCCCGCCCCUCGUACACCCAUCUCAACCGCAUGAUUGCCCAGGUUGUCUCUUCGAUCACCGCGUCGUUGCGCUUCGUCGGUUCCUUGAACGUCGACUUGACCGAGUUCCAGACCAACUUGGUUCCCUAUCCCCGUAUUCACUUCCCUUUGGUGACCUACGCUCCCAUCUUGUCUGCCAAGAAGGCUUUCCACGAGCAGCUUUCUGUCCAGGAGAUCACCUCUGCCUGCUUCGAGACCUCGAACCAGAUGGUUAAGUGCGACCCCAAGAACGGCAAGUACAUGGCCUGCUGUCUCUUGUACCGUGGAGACGUCAUCCCCAAAGAUGUUACAGCUGCUAUUGCCAACAUCAAGACUAAGCGUACUAUUCAGUUUGUCGACUGGUGUCCCACUGGUUUCAAGGUCGGUAUUAACGACCAGGCGCCCAGUGUUGUCCCCGGCGGUGAAGUCGCCAAGGUCCAGCGCGCCGUCUGCAUGUUGUCCAACACUACCGCUAUUGCCGAGGCUUGGAACCGUCUUGAUCACAAGUUCGAUCUCAUGUAUGCCAAGCGUGCAUUCGUCCAUUGGUACGUUGGAGAGGGUAUGGAGGAGGGUGAGUUUUCCGAGGCCCGUGAAGACUUGGCCGCCCUUGAGAAAGAUUACGAGGAGGUGUCAUCUGACUCCAUGCAGGAGGAGAUUCAGGAGGAGUACUAAGCGGUUUUCGCAUCUGAUAACUGCUGUUGGAAUUUUUGCAAAUACGAAGUGAAGCUUGCACAUCACCAUAUCCUAUUUGCAUCAAUUGUGUGGAUCAAAUAAAUACCAGAGAGAAUAAAGGACGCUUGUCCACGA